UUAGGAAGCGCCAUUUCAAUCUAUGCAUUUUAUCUCUUUCAAGGGGAUUGUUAGUGCUUUUUCUGUUGUGAACCUGUCGAGAGUAACACCACUAAGGAACAUGGCAACAAAAGUUGGUGUGGUUCAAAUGCUAUCAACGGCGGAUAAAAAACGUAACUUUGAGCAGGCGGUUAAGUACAUUGUCGAGGCCAAAUCAUCGGAAGCCAAGAUCGUUUUUCUCCCUGAAUGUUUCGAUUUUGUCGGUCGAUCACGUCAAGAGGUUAUGGAUCUUUCAGAAAUGCUAGAUGGACCUUUGAUCACUGAAUAUCGUGCCUUAGCUGCCCGGGAAAGCCUUUGGAUUAGUCUUGGUGGUGCACAUAUUAAGACUUCGCAGGACGAUGAUCGUUUGUACAAUUCUCAUAUAGUCAUUGAUUCAAGUGGUCAAAUAGCAGGCGUUUAUCAUAAAGUCCAUUUAUUCGAUGCUAAUUUAAGUACACAGGAAACUACAUCCGAGUCAGCAUCUAGACAAUCAUCAUUCUUUGAAUCGAAAGUGAUACGCGCUGGUCCAGAGGCUCCCAUUACAAUCCAAAACAGUCCUGUUGGGAAUUUAGGACUAGCUAUCUGUUAUGAUAUGCGAUUUCCUGAAUUGGCAUCUCAUCUUCGAUAUGCUAAAAAUGCUCAUGUUCUAACUUAUCCAUCUGCUUAUGCUACACGUACAGGAGAAGCCGGUCAUUGGCAUACAUUGAUUCGAGCUAGAGCUAUUGAAAAUCAAUGUUAUGUAGUUGCUGCAGCUCAGGAAGGUGAACAUAACGAAAAACGAUCUUCAUAUGGUCAUAGUUUAGUUGUAGAUCCUUGGGGUCAAAUUAUCGCUGAACAAUUGAAUCCUGGUCCUGGUUUAUUAAUCUGUGAAAUUGGUCCAUUUACCAUGGCUGAUGCAACAACAUCUAUCAUUCCUAAAAUUUAUCAUGUAAGGCAAUCAAUGCCAGUGGAAUAUCAUAGACGAUUAGAUUUAUUUCCAAUGUCUGACAGUGGUCAUCCUCGUCCUAUACAGUCGGCAGAUUUCAACUUUGGUCCUCAUCUAAUCAAAUCGGAUUGUGUAUUUUAUCAAUCUAAGUUAAGUUUUGCAUUUGUAAAUAUUAGUCCAUUGGUACCAGGACAUAUACUUGUUUGUCCAAUUGCUUGCGUGGAAAGAUUUUGUCAUUUGAAUGGAGCACAAGUUGCUGAUCUUUAUAUAACUGUAAGACAGAUUGCUGAACGACUACCUGAGUGUUUUCCAUCUUCAAGUCUAACAAUAUCGAUACAAGAUGGCAAAGAUGCUGGUCAAAGUGUGCCACAUGUCCAUGUUCAUGUAUUACCGAGAAAACCAAAUGAUUUCCCAGAAAAUGAUGAUAUUUAUAAAGCAUUACAAAAUCAUGAUAAAGUGAAACAUCGCAUCUAUCGAUCACAUGAUGUGAUGAGUCAAGAAGCAAAACAACUUCGACAAUUAUAUUGCUUAUUGGAUGGCGGGAAUAAGCAAUUCGACGCCACUUUUAGUCACACCGUACUUUUGAAAUCCGACUUACGUUUGGAAUACCACUCCGCACUACAGUUGCUGAUCGAUAACUUACCGGCUACAGCGAACCGAGCAUCCUUCUGUGUUGUAAUCAUGGAGCCUUUAUUUUCCUGCACAAAAUGCCUGCACAAUUUUCCUCAGUCUGAAAUGUCUAGGUCUGGACAAACAUGCAAAGGGUGUAGUCCUCACCACUCUACAUUUAAACAAUGUGAAUAUUGCAAAUCUGACUUCAAAUACCAUUAUCCUGGUGGUAUUUGCCCUCAUUGUCAAUCUAUGAAAAACAAAUAUGGUGAACCCCAAUCUUGUUCCAUAUGCAAAUUAAGAACCGCUUUUGGCAGCGCUUUGGUUUGCCAGAGGUGCUUACAUUACAGAAACAGAUUUGGUGAACCACGACAGUGUAAUUCUUGUGGAAAUAUAUGUGCCUUUCUAAAAGAUGAGGCUAGUCGAGAAAAAGUUGAUGGACAAAUUCUUUGUUGGGUGUGUACAUACAAUUUUAAAUUAGCACGAUCUAAAGAACGCUCCAGUCAUGGACUCAACAAACGCCGACAUGAUAGUAAUCCUAUUUCAACUGAAAAUCGUUCCAAACCAAGUCAUGACUCUCUUAAAAAAACCUGUACCGGUGAGUAUGGAGCAAGGAAAAUUGACACUCAGGCAUUAACUACUCAAGCACUAAGUUUAGAUUCAGUGUAUAAUGAACAUUUAUUAACUAUUAGUCAAUUACAAGAUGAAAUCAAAUCAUUGAAACGUCAGCUAACACUGAAAGAUGCAGAUCUUUUAACUAAAGAUCGUACCAUUGCAGAAUUACGCUCGGAUAUGAUUGAUAUUAAAAAUAUGAAUGAAGAUCGUAUUCAAAAAAUUAAAUCUGCUGCUCAACUUGAACAAGAUCGAUUAUUGGCUACAAUACGUCAAUUACAAAAAGAGAAAGCAAUGAUUAGUCAAGAUAUGAAACGUCGUCGAAGUAAUAACAAUCUCACGAAACUUGCCAAUCGACAUUCUUUAUCUUCAACAACUCUAUUCAGUCCAGAUUCACCGCUUAGUGUAAGUGGUACAAAACGACCAGUAGUGAAUAAGACUUCAACAACACGUGAAAGUCAAGUUAAUGAACGUGCAGGUGAAGAAACAUUGUCCAACACAAAUUCUACAUCAAAUUCAACAAAUCGUUCAGUAAAAAAACAACUUACUCCUAACAGCAGUGUACAAAAUUCCGAUGACGAUUCUAAUUUAACACCACAACGUACAGUAACCGCUAGUGUGAUGAAGCAGAGCAACAACAGUAACACCAACACAAGUUCACCAGAUAUUACUCCAAGUAUAUCAUCUGGACCACUGACAGACAAUGAUGAUGCGGAGGAGGAGGAGGAGGAGGAUGACGGAGAACAAACUCGUUCUCAACCAUACCACUAUAAUCCACAAGAAUUUGCUGGUAAAGAUCCACUUGGAUUAGAUACACCAUCAGAAUCGGAAAAUGAAACACCGGACUGAGGACUGGUUUUUUCAUGAAACUAACUAUCCCAUGCUCUGACCCCCCCCCCGCGCUCCCACUUACCUACAUAAAAAGGAAAUAAAUAUAUAUACAAGUACUCACUUUUUCUAUGUUUGUUUGUUCGUUUGUAAUCAUUGCAUUUUAAUAAAUGGUGUUCAGACUUUCAAGUUCACAAUAGUGGUAGUAGUAGUAGGCUCCUGCCUGUUGUUUUGUGUCACACCCCGAUUGUCCAUUGUCCAUUCAUUGACUUGUUCCAAUCAUUCAUUCAUAUAUGCAGCUUUUCGUUUUUUACUUAGUGUAUGUAUAAUAUUUCUUAUGUUCAUUCAAAAGGCGGCUAGAUCCCUAACUGUAUCUUGAACAUUGAGUAUUCUGUGUACACUUGUACAUUAUUUUUUGUUAAAUAUAUAUACAUAUUUAUUAUAAUAAUUAUUAUGUAACUUUUAUAUUUCAUAAACGAUUCAGAAAAAAAAACUAUUUCAUUAUAUAUUUUCUA
This is a messenger RNA of Schistosoma turkestanicum, 3507 nucleotides long. The record is from the annotation of a GenBank genome assembly. NCBI's taxonomy places the organism in Eukaryota, Metazoa, Platyhelminthes, Trematoda, Strigeidida, Schistosomatidae.